Molecule: messenger RNA, 2121 nt
Organism: Suillus paluster
Lineage: Eukaryota; Fungi; Basidiomycota; Agaricomycetes; Boletales; Suillaceae
Product: CASP C terminal-domain-containing protein
Exons: 16
Coding region: 21-1985 (654 amino acids)
Biological process (GO): intra-Golgi vesicle-mediated transport
Cellular component (GO): Golgi membrane
Source: RefSeq, a predicted model, not a curated record
ACACUUAAACGCGGUCGACCAUGAGUGGAGCAGAGCACAACUUUUCUGGCGCACUGGCAACAUGGAAGGACAUAAAACUGCAGGAGCUGCAAAAGACGCUGGACGCCCAAGGUAUCGAGAUCGUUGACAACCAGAAGGAAUCUGUACUGGGACGCAAGCAGCUUGCUGACCGCACGAAGGAGUUCAAGAAGAUCCCAGACGACGAGAAGCUGAAUUCGUUCAAAGGCCUGCUCAAAGCAUACCAGACAGAGAUCGAUAGCCUUACAAAGCGAUCAAAGGUCUCCGAGAAUGCAUUCCUCAACGUGUACAAGGUCCUCGCCGAAGCACCAGAUCCAUAUCCCCUGCUCGAAGCUGCUGUCGACCAAGCGGUAAAGGCCACAGAAGCAUACGCACUUGAGGCUGAAGUUGCCCGGCUGCGUGCCGAGAACACGGAGCUUCGACAGUCGUCCAGCGCUCUUGAUGCGCACGCUAUGGACGAACUUGUUGCGCAGAAGGAGUCUGAGAUUAAUGCUGCGGAACAGGACUUGCAACGCCAAGUUUCCCUAUAUAAGGACCAAGUGCGCGACCUCAGACUGUCGAAUGAAUCGAAUCAGGCGAAGCUUUUUGAUCACAGCCAGCGUCAGGACCAAGAGAUCAUAUCCCGUCUUGCAGAAGCUGACAUGAUCACGGUCGACCUGGAACGCGCGAAUAGCAGAGUCGCGACCGUCGAGCAGCGAAAUGAAGCACUCCGUGGAGAAAUCGAGGCAUUACGCACCGGUAGCGAGAGCAGUGAGCGCGUCAGAUCUCUAACAACUCGUCUCUCCGAGCUUGAGUCCGAGUGCACGCGACUCGAAGGCGCCGUUGACGUUGCACGAGGCGCUGCAGCCCAAUCACAGGAGCGGAUUUCAGAGAAGGCUCGCGAAGCAGACUUUGCUCGCGCAGAGGUAGACGCUCUCAAGGCCAAACUCAAGACAUUCGCCGAUUACGAUGAGGUGAAGCGAGAACUGGAGAUUCUGAAGUACGUUGAAUUCGCAGGUCUCGAUCCCGAUGAUGAUUGGUCGAGUCCUGAUGAAGACGAGGAUGGCGUGCAUCUGCCGAAUCCGAAUGCGGACAAGGCAAAUGUACAACAGGGCAAGAGCCUUGAGGUGCUGCUCGCGACUAAGAAUAAACGGAUAUUGGAAGAGUUGACUCGGUUUAGGAUCCUCCACACAUCACUUGAAGCUUCCCUCAAAAGCACGGAGGAUGAACUCGCAGAGACACACGCAGAACUUGCCAAGCAACAGGCACUAUGCGAGAAACUCGAGACGGACCUACUUGCUCUGAAUACCAACAGCGGGAGCGGGCCAAGAGAGGAGAGUGGAGAAAAUGUAGAGAGUGGGAUUGCAGGGCUCGGGCUCGAGCUCGGUUUACGGUCCAAGGACACAGCUGGCCCGAGCACAACACGCUCAACGCCGAUACCUUUCACGCCAUCUGCGGAUACGUCCAUCCUUCCUAUCGUGACCAGUCAACGAGAUCGGUUCCGACAGAGGAAUGCAGAACUCGAGGAAGAACUCCGCAAACACUACCACACCAUCUCAGAACUCCGCACCGAAAUUAAAUCCCUCCAAUCCGACAACCUCAAGCUCUACGAAAAAGUCCGCUACAUGCAAUCGUACCGCGAACAAGGUUCAGUAUCGCAGCUCGAUCCUCUCCCGCCAUCUUCCUCUUCCUCGGCGUUUAACGGAAGUGGGAAUGGAAGGGAUGAGCUGGGGAAGUGGGGCGCGAGGUAUGAGGAGGCUAUGAAUCCUUUUGAGGCGUUUCGCGGGCGGGAAGCGACGCGUGCGUAUGAGGCUCUUAACCCUGUCGAGCGAGGUGUGCUCGUGCUCACGCGUGGGAUUAUUGGGAACCGCCGUGCACGCACGGCGUUCAUCUUCUAUGCAGCGGCAUUACACCUCUUGGUGGUAGUCACGAUGUAUGAGUGUGUGUGGACGAGCGGGCAGCUGCAGGUUCAGCCGGGGCCCUACUAAUCGUGUUGGAGUCGUCUUCGAGUAUAUCUUUCUGGAGCCGCUUGGAAGCUCAUAUUAUUGAGCCACGUCACUUCAACGUUCAACACUCGGAAGGACAUAUAUGCCCACACUGCUAAUUAGAUUAUAUGCUGUAAAA